This is a messenger RNA of Cryptococcus wingfieldii CBS 7118, 636 nucleotides long. RefSeq lists its product as hypothetical. Gene Ontology annotation, molecular function: phosphoric diester hydrolase activity. Bases 1 to 636 code for a protein of 211 amino acids. The record is from RefSeq and is a predicted model, not a curated record. Gene Ontology annotation, biological process: lipid metabolic process. NCBI's taxonomy places the organism in Eukaryota, Fungi, Basidiomycota, Tremellomycetes, Tremellales, Cryptococcaceae. The transcript has 5 exons.
AUGACUCACAGCGCCUGUUCCCUCAAAUGGCCCGCAUCAUCAAGCACUUCUUACAAGAACCAUGAAACCGAUCUGAGCCCCCGCAUCAUACUCGGCCUAUGGCACCCCCUCUUCAUCCGCCCCGCCGUCAAAGAUCUCCCCGCCUGCCGUCGAUUCUACAUCGGCUUUUCCAUCCAAAUUGCUAAUAAACAACACUUCUGGGACACGUGUGAAGGCUUCUCCAUAUCUUUUCCUUUCCUCAUGGGUCAAGAGGAACAGGCGUUUGUCAAGGAAUGCAGGGAGAAGGGAAAAGAAGUCACUGCUUGGACAGUCAACGAUGAGUCGGAAAUGAAAGCCGCUUUGUCCAUGGGUCUCAAAGUUGUUUUGACGGACAAAGUUGGCGUAUUCGCAAAUCUCAAACACGAGAUAGCCAAAAACCCAGAAAGCCUUCAGCUUCAGGGCUUGGAGAGAUGGACGUUCCCGUGGUCAAAUUGGAAGUAUUACUCCGCUGGACAGAGAUGGAUCCUCAGGACGAGAGUGCAGCAGUUGCAGAAUCUCUGCUACCAGCCUGGCCCAUUAACAUUACCAGACUUGAGUGAUCUUGACACGGAUACAGGGGAAGACCGGAGCAGCCAAAAGGGCGGGGGCACAGUAUGA